This is a messenger RNA of Penicillium odoratum, 1500 nucleotides long. Its product is annotated as cytochrome P450. The coding region runs from base 1 to 1500 and encodes 499 amino acids. Gene Ontology annotation, molecular function: heme binding; iron ion binding; monooxygenase activity. NCBI's taxonomy places the organism in Eukaryota, Fungi, Ascomycota, Eurotiomycetes, Eurotiales, Aspergillaceae. The record is from RefSeq and is a predicted model, not a curated record. The transcript has 4 exons.
AUGUUGUUCCAAUCUAUCUCUAGUUUUCUUCAAGAAAACUACGUUGGAGUUAUUCUCACUUCAAUUGUCCUCGGGCUGGCCUCGCACGCAUACUACCAAAUCCUCAUCAACCCUCUCUCCAAAUUCCCAGGCCCAAAGCUCGCCGCCGCAUCCAGAAUACCCCAAUUCUACCACCUACUCAAGGGAGACAUCCGCGAAUGGGUUGUAGACUUGCACAAAAAGUACGGCGAUGUGGUCCGCUUCACACCAGAUGAGCUAAGCUACACAAAAGCAGAUGCCUGGAAGGGAAUCUACGGCCACACCGUAGGGGGGAAAAAACCCAUGGAAAAAGACCUUCGGUUCUACGGAUGGACUUUCAACGGAGCCCCGGAUAUCGUUCGUGCGAACGGACCAGAUCACGCUCGAUUUCGACGCAACUUCUCGCAUGCCUUCUCCGAUCGCGCACUCCGGGAACAACAAUCUUUGGUUUGUCAUUAUGUGGAUCUGUUGGUCCAGUCACUCCACAAGACAGUUGCAGAGAAUCCCAAGGCAAAGGUUAAUAUGGUUCGCAUGCUUAACCUGUGCACAUUUGAUAUCAUGGGUGAUCUGGCCUUUGGUGAAUCUAUUGAUCUGUUAGCUGGAACGGGUGACCAGACUUUAGUCUCGGCUGUUUUCAGUAGUUUGAAGACAAAUGCUUUGCGCCGAUUGGGCCGCUACUGGCCUGUGAUUGAGCCGGUGGUCAAAAAAUUUAUUCCAAAGGCUCUGGCCGUGCAGAGCACGCACCAUUAUCAGGCUUGUUUGAACCGAGUUGAUAAACGGAUUGAUAAGGAAGAUUUUGAGCACAAGCCUGAUAUUUGGGGUAUUGUGAUGAACCAGAAGGAAGAUCUACGCCUUAGUCGCCCAGAAAUGUACGCCAACUCGCAAACAUUCAUGCUUGCAGGCACUGAGACUACUGCCACUGGACUCAGUGGGUUGCUUUACCACCUCCUGAUGAACCCUGACAAGAUGGACAUAAUUGUCAAGGAGGUUCGUGAGACAUUUGAGAAGGAUUCGGAUAUUGAGAUGCGGGCUUUGGAACACAUGCCGUAUCUUAAUGCGUGCAUCGAGGAGGGAUUGCGCGUUUACCCUCCGAUUCCCCUUGGUCUUCCUCGCGUCACUCCUGAGGAAGGGGCGUUUAUUUGUGGAGAACAUGUCCCGGGAAAGACUUCAGUUUCUGUUCAUCAAUGGGCUGCCUAUCACAGCCCCAAAAACUUCAAGCGCCCAGAGGAGUUUCUUCCCGAGCGUUGGAUUGGCGAUGAAUUCGCCAGCGAUAACAAAGCUGCUUUCCAGCCUUUCUCGACUGGUCCUCGCAACUGCCUUGGAAAGAAUCUGGCGUAUCAUGAAAUGCGUCUUAUCCUGGCCAAGAUUAUCUACAACUUUGACUUUUCCAUUCUUCCUGAAUCUAUUGGUUGGAAUAAGCAGAAAACAUUCCUGCUGUGGGAGAAGCCCGAUCUGAUGGUUCAGCUUAAGGCGAGAGCUUGA